UCACACCACUUGUCUCCUAAGCAACAGAACAUGGAAACUAUACUGAUCAUCUCCUCGUCGCCACUCAGGUUCCAUCCAUUGAGGACAUCACAAAAGAUCGCCACCGGAACCAAGAGAAGACGAACCACCACCGUGUGUGCCGACUACUACAGAGGAGGAAGAACGGUGGACGAGAACAUGGUGGUUCUUAGGAAACGGAUCCAUGAGAUGAAGAUGGUUGAACGCAACUAUGAACCUCCUUCUCAUUGGAUGCAAUGGGAAAAACGUUUAUACUGCGACUACGACGCUACUAUAUGUGACGCUCUCUCUCUUCUCCAAACUUUUCUUAUGAACUCUCGUCCCAGCGUCGCGUUUGGAACGUUGCUUCUUCUGCUCGUCAGCGUUCCCGUCUCCUCUGCCGUUUUAGCGUUUCGCAUCCUUGAUAUAACUCUUUGGCUUUUGGACGCCGCUCACGUAGUAUGAUCCGUAAAUAUCUUUGUUCUUUUAUCUCGAAACUAUCUUUGUUAUUCUAUCUCGAAAUUAAGUAUUUAUUUUCCAAAACUAAAAAGGAAAUAUUUAUUUUCAACAUUCAUAGAGAAAUCCUAGGAUAUAAUCAGGAUUUUAUUUAAAGAAUCCUUAUUUCAUCUGGUUUGGGAAAACAAAAA
This is a messenger RNA of Arabidopsis lyrata subsp. lyrata, 644 nucleotides long. RefSeq lists its product as uncharacterized. The transcript has a single exon. Bases 31 to 462 code for a protein of 143 amino acids. Lineage: Eukaryota; Viridiplantae; Streptophyta; Magnoliopsida; Brassicales; Brassicaceae. The record is from RefSeq and is a predicted model, not a curated record.